Endocarpon pusillum Z07020 is the source of this 3318-nucleotide messenger RNA. RefSeq lists its product as uncharacterized. Gene Ontology annotation, molecular function: ATP binding; ATP hydrolysis activity. The record is from RefSeq and is a predicted model, not a curated record. NCBI's taxonomy places the organism in Eukaryota, Fungi, Ascomycota, Eurotiomycetes, Verrucariales, Verrucariaceae. Bases 1 to 3318 code for a protein of 1105 amino acids. The transcript has 2 exons.
AUGUCGACCAUCGUCCCAAAGUCGUCAAGUUGUUCGGGCAUUCCUCCGCCUGCCGAAGAUAUCGCAGCCAUCCUCAACAUCAUAUUCAAUGCUGAUAAGGCACAAGACUCGCUGGACACUGCAUAUGGACUGACGGAAACCUUGAUAAAAUCCAUUGGUGUCCGGGGCCUUCUUGGCUACAACCUGAUUCCAGAGGUCAAGAAGGCUGCGAAUGACAAGAAGAAUGGUGCUAAGCGAGAAAGCGCAAUGUUCAUUCUUGGAGCUCUAUUCGAGAGAUUCCCUCGCGAGGAGCCUCUGAGCGAGGUCAUCUUCCUGCUGCAAGAUGGCGGCCUGCUCUCACUUGCACUUGACGGACUUGCGGACAAAGGUUCUUCGGUUCGUGAAUCAGCUCAAUAUGCCGUAGACGAGCUGUACAAGAAUCUCGAGCCUGAAGCGCUCGUAGUUGGCAUGCUUCCAGCAUUGCAGCGAUAUCUCUUGAAGCCUACAGGAAAAUGGCAAGGUACCGUUGGUGCAUAUACCCUUAUGGGCAGAAUUGCGGACAAGGCAAAGAUGGGAACCGGCAGCAAAGAAGAAGAACAGGCCAAAGAUGUCUUAAGAGAAUCGAUGGGCAGGACACUGAAGGAAUUGAUUCCCAUUGUAGAAGGUGGUAUGCACGACCUGAAAGCUGAAGUUGGUAAAGCAGCCGUGAAAACAAUGACUUCUUUGACUUCGCUCCUACAGAACGACGACGUCGCUUCGCGAAUACCACUACUUAUCGACACAAUGAAGAAUCCCUCAACACAGACUCUACAGAAAGCCAUUCAUGCCCUGUCUCAGACCACUUUCGUUGCUAUAGUCACUUCUCCCGUUCUCGCACUCCUCACCCCACUCCUCGAGCGCUCUCUUAAUACGCCCUCCACAUCACAAGAAGUCUUGAGGCAGACGGUGGUGGUGGUUGAGAAUUUGACGAAACUAGUUCAUGAUCCAGUUGAAGCCCGUGCUUUUCUACCCAAACUCAAACCUGGUGUGCAACAGGUCAAGGACCGAGCGUCGCUGCCUGAAGUGAGAGAGCUGGCCACACGUGCUGUUAAUGUGAUCAACAAAGCAAUGGGAGAUGACAAAGACGGCGUGGCCAAAGGCCAGAUUGUGCGAGUAACGACUGACGACGUUCUCAAGUCCCUUGAUAGUCAGAUUAGAAGCCAGGGAGGUGUGCACCGGGAGGAUGCUGCCGUCUGGAAAGCUGGCCAGACAUACGUCUCCGAAAUGGUUCGAGAAGAUGUCAACACCAGAGCGCUCCAACGAAUUCAUGGUCGUAUAGCACCUUAUUUACGGUCUCUACUGCCGCAACCCAAUUGUGAUGCGGUUGCACAGGGCGUCUAUAAGCAUUUCGUCGAGGAGGACGAACGCAAAUACGGCGAGCCAAUCAAAGAGGACACAGAUGAAGUCGAGAUUGUCAAUGCGGACUUCUCCUUAGCGUACGGAGGUAUGCUUCUUUUAUCCCAUACAAACCUCCGACUGCUGAAAGGCCACCGUUACGGUCUUUGCGGGCGCAACGGAGCCGGCAAGUCGACUCUGAUGCGCAGCAUUGCAGAAGGCAAGCUUGAAGGAUUUCCUAGCAAGGACGAGUUGAAGACUUGCUUCGUGGAACACAAUCAAGGCGAAGAUGCUGAUUUGAGCAUCCUAGAGUUCGUCUCAAAAGAUCCGGAACUUGCUGCCCAGGGCAGAGAGCGCAUUUCGACAGUUUUAAGCGAAGUAGGCUUCACCGCCGGGCCCGAGGGUCGCCAAUCACACAAAGUGGGGUCACUCUCUGGUGGUUGGAAGAUGAAGCUUGCCUUAGCUAGGGCUAUGUUGAUGGGCGCUGACGUUCUCCUUCUUGACGAACCGACCAAUCAUCUUGACGUGGCAAAUGUCAAGUGGCUGCAAGAGUAUCUGAAGAAGCAUACCGAGAUCACAUCUUUGAUUGUCUCCCACGACUCUGGCUUCUUGGACGAGGUUUGCACCGACAUCUACCACUAUGAGCAGAAAAAGUUGGUGUGCUACAGAGGAAAUCUGGCAGAUUUUGUCAAGGUAAAGCCUGAAGCUAAGAGCUAUUAUACCUUGUCAGCUUCACAGAUGCAGUUCAAAUUUCCACCACCAGGAAUCUUAACAGGUGUCAAGUCCAAUACCCGGUCGAUCAUUCGCAUGACAGGCUGCAGCUACACCUAUCCUGGUGCAUCGAAACCGAGCUUGAUGGACGUUUCCUGCCAGCUCACACUGUCUUCUCGCGUCGCGAUCAUUGGGGGCAACGGUGCCGGCAAAUCAACGCUAAUCAAGCUCUUGACGGGCGAAACCAUCCCGCAGACUGGGAAGGUCGAAAAGCAUCCGAAUCUGCGCAUUGGCUACAUCAAACAGCACGCCCUGGAACACGUGGAGAUGCAUAUGGAGAAGACGCCUAACCAGUAUUUGCAGUGGCGAUAUGCCAACGGAGACGAUCGAGAAGUGCUUAUGAAGCAAACACGCAUCCUGACAGACGAGGACCGAGCACAAAUGGCCAAAUACGUCGACCUUGGCGAGGGCAUGGGUCAAAGACAGGUGGAGAAUCUGAUGGGUCGACAGAAGUGGAAGAAGAGUUUCCAGUACGAAGUAAAAUGGGUUGGUUUGCUUCCGAAACAGAAUAGUCAAGUGUCACGUGAGACGCUGUUGGACUGGGGCUAUCAGAAGCUGGUCCAAGAAUUCGAUGAUCACGAGGCAUCUCGCGAAGGGCUUGGAUUCCGCAUCCUUGAGCCCAAAGUCAUAUCCAAGCAUUUUGAGGACGUUGGACUUGAUCCUGAAAUCGCUAACCACAACGAGAUCUCUGGUCUUAGUGGUGGGCAAAAGGUCAAGGUGGUACUUGCGGGAGCCAUGUGGAACAACCCGCAUCUGUUGGUACUUGAUGAGCCUACCAAUUUCCUGGACCGUGACGCUCUUGGAGGGCUUGCUGUUGCCAUUCGUGAUUACAAAGGUGGCGUCGUGAUGAUUAGUCACAACGAAGAAUUUGUUGGCGCUCUCUGCCCGGAGCAAUGGCAUGUUGCUGAUGGCAGGGUCACCCACAAAGGACAUCUCGCUGUCUCCCUUGAUAGGUUUGAAGACUCACGACCCGGCUCAAGCAACGUGAGCUCGGCAAUGAGCAGCGCCGCAGCAUCAGCCGUGAAUUCAGGAGCAGAAGAUACGAGUGAUAUGAAGUUCAAAGCAAAGAAGAAGAAGAAGCUCACUCGAGCUCAAUUAAAAGAAAGGGAUGUUAGGAGGAGACUGCGCCACAUUGAAUGGCUGAACUCGGCAAAAGGAACUCCCCAUCCGCCGGAUACGGACGAUGAGGCAUGA